CAGAGCUGAGAGAGAGGCAGCGGAAGCAGCCGCCGUAGGAGAAACCCUCUCGAAGCAACCGUCCGAAUGAGCUGAGAUGGAGGAAGGCCAGACGCCAGCCAAGCCAGAGCGAGAACGAAGGGGAUGAGGAAUGGAGCGCUGCUGGAAACUGGUGUGAAGGCAAGGGGAUCAGAAAGAGAAACAGAAAAUCCUACCACAUAGAAAAGUCUUCAGACAAUCCAUUUGGAGCAAGUUAAAAAAAAAUGGAGCAUGAAAUGAAUGCAAUAGGAGACGAACAGACACCGAAGAGUGAUGGUUCGGAGGCGGCAGAAACGGCAGGAAAACAGAGCCUCACAUCUCAAGUUGAAUUCAGCGCGCUGCCAAGCCAGGGUCCAGUUCUGCGCUCGAAGCCACGAACUCAGAAGCACGCCCUUGUCCGUCCCUGGAAAUCGCUGCCUCCCACGCCUUCAGGAUUACUGGAAAAAGACCGGAAAGGCUGAAGAGUUUUUUGACAUGGUGGCCACAAUCCAGGCCCGGAGGCUCAACGACCAGCGGGCGGAUUUUGCAGGGCCUGAAGUUGCAAGCGAAGAGAAUUCUGGGAUAUCGGAAGACCAACUCUAUGACACUAUUCUAGCUCACCAGAGCCAGCGUCUUGAGGAUCAGCGCACGGAGCCUCCUAUCCCGGUGGGAAUUCAAGGGCUGCUGGAUUUAUUGCUCACAGCUCAAGGGACCCGGAUGGAAGACCAGCGCUCUGCCCUUCCUCCAGGCCUUGCUGCCCCAACCUUACUAGGAAGACAGCCCUCCUUUCUACACGGAGUAUGAAACUACUCCUUCCUUCAUCGUUUCGGAGUUCGAAUGACUUUUGACCUGGUCAGAAGUUAGAAUUGGGUUGACCUCAACAGUGGGGGAACUGAAAAUCAAAUGGAAGACUUUAUGCAGGAAAGAUACCUUGCUUUGCAAGAAAAAGAUGUUCCAGCACAAACACAGCUUUGCAAAUGGCUAAUUUUUUACUGGCUAUGGCACGUACUUGAUACUGUCUGAGCUUGUUGUUUUUCUCGCAGACGUUUCACUACCAAACUAGGUAACAUCAUCAAUGCUAGAAGGGAGUGGAGUUGACACCUAUCCAUUCUAAUUCUCGGUGGAGACUCCGCUCCUCCCUCUCUGCCUCCUCCCUGCCAAAAGCCAAUAGUGACAGUGGAGGUACUCAUCAACUCACAACCACCAUUGGGAUUGAAACUUCUGUCGCUAAGCGAGGUGGUCAUUAGUUGAGUCCUGCCUGAUUUUACCUUUUUGCCAUAGUCAUGAAGCAAAUCAUACCGUCUUUAAGCAAAUUUGACUUUCUCCAUUGACUUUGCUUGCCGGACAUCUGCUGGGAAGGCAAUCAUGUGACAUACACACACACCGGACUACACAAGCGCCCAAACUUUGAUCACAUGGAUGCUGCAAUGAUCAUAAGUUCAAGGACCAGUUGUAGACCACUUUUUUCAGCACUGUUGUAACUUUGAACGGUCACUAUCUAAAUUGUACGUCGAAGACUUGCGCGUAUUUAGAGGGCCAAUGAAAAGUCACAGCAGUGCCAUGAUUUUUAAUGGUUUAGGGGCGGCAUGAAAAGGAAAAUAGCAUUGAUUAAGGGCGUGGGAAAAUCUCUUUUUCCAGUAUGCGGGAGUCUUAAAAUGCUACGAGACUAUGGAUUUAAGCUUAGCAUGUUUAUCCCAAAAGCACUAUGCAUAAUGUCUCAGCUAAUUCAUCCCUGCAGUGAAAGAGCUCUUAAAGUUAGCACUUUUCUUAAGUAAUUUGAUGUUUAAUGCAAUGUUUCUGAAUGCGGAGCCCUCCAAUUGUCCUGCGCAAAGCCAUCCUAGGGAAAUAGUUCAGCUUGUUGUUGUUAGUUGCGAAGUCGUGUCCCCAUCGUGACCCCAUGGACAACGUUCCUCCAGGUCUUCCGAUCUUCUACCAUCCUCUGGAGUCCAUUUCAGCUCACUCCUACUGCUUCAAUGACUCCAUCCAGCCACCUCGAUCUCUGUCGUCUCUUUCUUCUUUUGCCCUCAAUCUUUCCAUCAUUAGGCUCUUCUCCAGUGAGUCCUUCCUUCUCAUUAGAUGGCCAAAGUAUUUGAGUUUCAUCUUCAGGAUCUGGCCUUCUAAAGAGCAGUCAGGGUUGAUGUCCUCUAGGACUGACCGGUUUGAUCGCCUUGCAGUCCAAGGGACUCACAGGAGUCUUCUCCAGCACCAGAGUUCAAAGGCCUCAACUCUUUGGCGCUCAGCCUUCCUUAUGGAAGCCAUACACUGCAACUGGGAAAACCAUAGCAUGCACUUUUGUUGGCAGUUCAAUAGGUCUAGUAAAUUAGACCUAAGAGUUUAUUUGAAAAUGACAAAAUAAAUAUAGCUGCUUUCAUAUGCCUGUGAAGAAAAGAGACAAGUUGAUGGUCUAAUUCUUAAACAUAUUAUGGAUCCUGUUUUAUUGAAGAACUGCUGGGUCUGGCCAUCAACCCAUGCAAACCAGCAUUCUGAGUCACACAGUGGCUUAUUGGCUGUGUUGGGGAAGCUCACAAGCCUAGAUUAGAGAGCGAGCACCUUCUGCUCCUCUUUCUCCCUAGUCACGGGACGUGGGCCCCAUGGCAGUCUCUCACACAAUGUCUAGGUACGGAAUCUCUGUUGUGAGAUGGACAGCCAUGUAAAUGCCUUUAAUAAUUAAACUAUAGGUACGUCCCAUUCCAAAUAUGUUUCUUUAAAAAAAAAAAGCGGUUGAAAUGACAUAGUAUUCCUGUUUGGGGGAAUACGGUGUUCGUGCACAAGGGAAGUUUUGGAAUUUAUAAAAUUUGAAGAGAAGGCAUUAAAACAGGGUUGCUCAACCUUGAUAGAUGUAAGACGGGGGGACUUCAACUCCCAGAAUUCUGGAAGUUGAAGUCUACUUCCCUUAAAGUUGAAAAACUCUUAAUUCAAUGCAAUGUAUUGCAUGCAAUUCACUUUUUUGUUUCUAGCGGUGUUUCUCAACCAUGGCAACUUUAAGAUGUGUAGACUUAAAACUCCCAGCUAGGGAAUUCUGGGACUUGAAGUCCACCCAUCUUAAAGUCACCGGGGUGAAGACAUCCUCCGUUAGAAUCAACCUGCGGGAGGUAUGAUGUAUAAGUCAGCAAACGCUUGUUCUGCAAAACCUGAUCUUUACUCUCAAUAUCUUGAGAGCAUAAUCCCCCAAAUUCAAGGUGAUGUUAUCCUGAUUUAUCUAGAUUUAAAGGCUAUGUGGGAGGCUCUUGAGUUCCACGCUUUCUAUGUGUACAGUUGCCUGGAAGUGGAACCGUAAUUGAAUUUUCUCACCAAUUAAGCUACUUCUCCCCCUGACAUAUUUAGCAUAUAAAAGCUAACAAAACCUGCAGCUGUUGACUGCUUCUCAUUCUCCAUGCACAAUUGCGCUUUAACGCAGUCGUAAUAAAUUUUGUUGCGAGGCUACGGUGUUGUGUUUCUCUGCAAGAGAGAGUUCAAGCAUGGGUGAGCAUGUGGCAGGAAAAUGGAUCAGGAACGAACAAAUGGGUGAUGCUAAACCACUAAAAAUUCCCGUAACUUUUAACUGGGCAAAAUGGUACCUCUUAGGGCAAUAAUUUUUUAACCAAGGUACCUUAAAUGCAGGGGUGAAAUCCAGCAGGUUCUGACAGGUUAUGCAGAACCGGUAGCAGAAAUUUUGAGCAGUUCGGAGAACCGGUAGCAAAAAUUUUGAGUAGUUCGGAGAUAUACCAUCUCUGGCUGGCCCCAGAGAGGGGUGGAAAUGGAAAUUUUGCAAUAUAUUCCCCUGGAGUGGGGUGGAAAUGGAGAUUUUGCAGUAUUCUUUCCCCAGGAGUGGGGUGGGAAUGGAGAUUUUGCAGUAUCCUUCCCCUGCCACGCCCACCAAGCCACGCUCACCAAGCCACACCCUGCCCAUCAAGCCACGCCCACAGAAUCAGUAGUAAAAAAAAAUUGGAUUUCACCACGGCUCAAAUGGGCUAACUUACAGAAUGCAUUCAAAAUGACUCCUCUGGAUUUGAAAUUCGGAAAUGUUAUUAAAUAUUUCAUGACAUAAAAAUGAUCAUAAAAGUUUAGGCCAUAAUACAGAACGUCAUAAAACAUUUCCUCUUGUCAAGGUUGUAUUGCUGUAUAGUUCAGUACGGUCUAUUUUCAAGGCAGAUAACAUCUCUUGAAUUUUUAAAGUACAUUAGAAUCUCUGCCAUUGUUGAAGACAUUGAGAGAUCUGGUCAAGAAAUAUCUGUGAAAAAUACCAGUAUCAUUAUUAAUUUUCUUUUAGACAACUAAGGUGUCACAGGUUGUCUAACAGGAAAAUAAUAAUAGAUAUUGUGCUUCUGUUUGCUUAGAAUGAUAC
Ahaetulla prasina is the source of this 4321-nucleotide messenger RNA. It is a transcript of the gene GPSM3, whose product is annotated as G protein signaling modulator 3. NCBI's taxonomy places the organism in Eukaryota, Metazoa, Chordata, Lepidosauria, Squamata, Colubridae. The transcript is spliced from 5 exons. The coding region runs from base 292 to 801 and encodes 169 amino acids. The record is from RefSeq and is a predicted model, not a curated record. Gene Ontology annotation, biological process: regulation of inflammatory response. Gene Ontology annotation, molecular function: protein binding; GTPase regulator activity.